UAGCAAGUCUUCCCACUGAGUGUGACAUAUAGCAGUAUUAUAGCAGUACUAAAACUAAACUAAUACGUAAGUCUGAAAAUAUGCAUGUAUGAAACAGUUUAAAUACAUGGCCUUGUAAAGUGCAUUAAUAUAACAUUUACAUUUACAUUUAUGGUAUUUGGCAGACGCCCUUAUCCAGAGCGAUUUACAAAAGUGCUUUGAAGUCUAUCAAGAAUACAUUCUGAAACUGGCUCACUAGGUCACAAACUAGGAAUACCAUCAGUCCAAAACUCUGUUGAGGAGGUAAUAGACAAGCACUCAGACAAUAUAUAUAUAUUUUUUUGGUUUUGUAAGUGCUAACUUAAGUACUUUAAGAAGAGGUAAGUCAUUUGAAGACUGCCAGUGACUCAGCUGUUCAGACGGCUAGGGGAAGUUCAUUCCACCACCUUGGUGCCGGAACAGAGAAGAGUCUCGAUGCAUGCCUCUCUUGUUCCCUGAGAGAUGGUGGGACCAGUCGAGCAGUGCUAGAGGAUCGGAGGGAGCGUGGUGCCGUGCGAGGUGUGAUAAGUGCCAUAUAAACCAAAUGGAAAUGUAAACUGUCAGGUGAAUGAAAACAUAUCAGCAGUGUGAAACUCAGAUUUUGGUUUAAAAUAUCUUCAGAAUUUUUUCAUUAGUCAGUGUACUAUACACUGUUUACUUACAAGAAACAUACGGCCACAUUGUGUAACCUGUUUCUCUUGUACAAACAUCUCGCCCACAGACAGCAGAACAUUAUCCCAAAAGGCUUGGGGGCCAUCAAGGUGUUUUCUGGCAAAUGUGAGAAGGGUGGAUUAAGCAGGACUUGCUGUUUCACAUGCCGGUGGAAAUGAAAGGGUCACUGCUUCCAAUAUAUUUGCAACAGAAAAGUCCGGACCCUGAUUGCAAUGUUCCUGUAAUUGAAGAAGGAGUAGUGGCUACUGCUGAGGAUCCAUCAGCAAUUACAACUAUUCAGUCAGCUGCCACGUUUUCCUCCGAGCAGCCCAUAAAAUACCUGUUCAAGACAGAGGGAGCUGGGGGGCAGGUAGGGGAACUGUACCCUCCCAUCGGGCAGGUGACAUAUCGGGUAAUUCAGGUUGCAGAUGGACAGUUGGAGGCUCAAACAGAUGGCACCACAGCUGUCAGUGUUGUUGCUGGGUUUCCUGCUACAACACAGCCUGUUACACAGGCUGUGUUCUCUCAGUCUGAAGCCUUAGAGGGAGAUGGCACAGAAACCCAUUACACUUAUUACCCUGCCACUAUUUCGGAUGCUGGAACAGGCACUAUGGUCACUGGGGUGCAGGCCUCUGACACAAUCCUCAGCCAGGGCACACCUACAGGUCAGUUAUAUGUGAUGAUGUCACCCCAGGAGGUUCUGACAGGAGCAACCCAGAGAUCUAUUGCACCUCGCACACAAACUUGCAACACUAAGUCAGAGGCACCAAGGACGUCUAGAGAUGAGAAACGGCGAGCACAACACAACGAAGUUGAACGAAGGCGCAGAGAUAAGAUUAACAACUGGAUUGUUCAGCUUUCCAAGACCAUUCCAGACUGCACGUUGGACGCCACCAAGACAGGACAGAGUAAAGGAGGGAUCCUCUCAAAGGCCUGUGAUUACAUUCAGGAGCUGCGACAAAGUAAUAAUCGAUUAGCAGAGGAGCUCAACACACUGGAGAGGUUGAGGAUGGAUAACCAGCUUUUACGGCAAGAAGUGGAGGACUGGAAAUCAAAAAAUCAGAUUUUGAGGAGCCAGCUCAGGCAGCAUGGUAUUGUAGCAGCAGCAAGUGCAGAGCCGCAAUGAAGAGUGAUGGGAGCUGUUGUUUAAAUCCUGCUUGUGACCCAUUGUGGAAGGUUCAUUAUGAAUGCUAAAAUCAAAUAAUGCAAAUCGAGACGCUAAAAUAAGUUUCCAGGCAUAAAACUGGUUUUGAGGUCACAGCAGCAAUCAUGGACAAUGCUUAAUGCAGGAUUUCUCAGUCAGUUACGUACAUUUACUUUUAAUGGGUCUUACUUUAUCAUGUAUAUAUUUGUUUUGUACAACACAUUUUUUACUUGAUAUAAUGAUGCAUUUCUUUUAUGUACUGGUAAAAGUUGAGUGGAAGCAUGAAAACCUUUCUUGUACAUCACUCUGAAACAAUACUGAUGACAAAAUUUAAUCUUGCAUGUUUCAUACUUUUUCACUGCAAUUACUAAGACAACAGAACAAUGGUAUUUUUUCUGGUUAUGUGCAAGAUACAGCUCACUAUACAUAUGUAUUUGAAAUAAAUACUUUGGAACAUAAA
This is a messenger RNA of Pangasianodon hypophthalmus (striped catfish), 2273 nucleotides long. It is a transcript of the gene usf1, whose product is annotated as upstream transcription factor 1. Gene Ontology annotation, biological process: regulation of transcription by RNA polymerase II. NCBI's taxonomy places the organism in Eukaryota, Metazoa, Chordata, Actinopteri, Siluriformes, Pangasiidae. The record is from RefSeq and is a predicted model, not a curated record. Gene Ontology annotation, molecular function: DNA-binding transcription factor activity, RNA polymerase II-specific; RNA polymerase II cis-regulatory region sequence-specific DNA binding; protein dimerization activity. The transcript has 12 exons. The coding region runs from base 833 to 1795 and encodes 320 amino acids.